This is a messenger RNA of Symbiodinium sp. CCMP2456, 450 nucleotides long. NCBI's taxonomy places the organism in Eukaryota, Dinophyceae, Suessiales, Symbiodiniaceae. The record is from the annotation of a GenBank genome assembly.
AUGCUACCUUAUGUCUAUGGUACAUGGUGGUCACCGGCAGGUUCACGCCAAAUCAAUUUUCUGCGCAGCUCAGAAACGAAGCUUUCCAUUGUGGCCAUGGUUGACCAACAGUGGCCUGAUGUGUGGCAUGUCGUGCCCCAAGAAGCCAGUAGCGGUCCAGAGUUCUGCAGUGCUCACUUUGGUAUAGCUACCGCUGAGAGAAGAUGUCUGGCGCCGACACCUCCGCCUGCACUUGCGCAUGGAACGCUUGGAUGCGCCAAGCAAGAGGCUGAGGUUCCAGCUCACCGAAACAUCUCGCGGAGGCAUCGGGCGAAUCACCUCUGCACCCGACAAUAUGCGCGUCGUGCUUGUGGCACGGCGGCGAGCGCACUGAGAAAGAAGUUUACCCGAAAGCUGCCGACUGUGACUCAGUGCUUUGGUCCACGCAACCUUGCGAAGUCAGCGAACUGA